This is a messenger RNA of Bipolaris sorokiniana ND90Pr, 3885 nucleotides long. RefSeq lists its product as uncharacterized. Lineage: Eukaryota; Fungi; Ascomycota; Dothideomycetes; Pleosporales; Pleosporaceae. Gene Ontology annotation, cellular component: membrane. Bases 463 to 3771 code for a protein of 1102 amino acids. The transcript is spliced from 5 exons. Gene Ontology annotation, molecular function: transmembrane transporter activity; long-chain fatty acid transmembrane transporter activity; long-chain fatty acid-CoA ligase activity. The record is from RefSeq and is a predicted model, not a curated record. Gene Ontology annotation, biological process: transmembrane transport.
CGAAAGGGUUGCCAACCUGUCCUUUUUUUCUAUCGAGCGUCGGCGUCUGUGUGCGUGUCUGUGUCUGUGUGCAAUGACUCUCGAGCAUCUAGUACCCAGGUACAGGUAGUAAGCUCGACUUAGCGGCGUCUGGGACUUCCCAGGUUGUUUCAUCCUCAUGGCUCGCCCUCGUCUAGCGUACGGCGAUACUUUGUGAUGACAAGACUGACAAACACAACGCGUUCCCGCCACCAAUAAGCCGACAACCACAGCCGAUCCUAUUCUUGGGCCAGUACAGUAAUACACAAUUGCCUAGAUGCUGGCUUGGUAGUCUGAGCUGUUCUUAAUUGCUUCCCCCCUUCGUCCAGCAUUCGCUACGUUGUCUUUAAUUAGACGGGCCGCCGCCCAGUAGUACCUGUGUCCACAUCACCCUUUGCUCUCUCGGUGUCUCGUACAACCAGACAUCACAAGCAAGACUUCACCAUGGGCUCAGAGACAGCGCCCGUGUCUGCGACACUGCGGAAAAGGGUGUUGAAAGUAUUAUUCAUUUCCCUGCUGCUUGACUUGAUAUCAUUCACAUUCAUCCUCCCGCUGUUUCCCAAACUAAUCGAAUUCUAUCGUAACCAUGAAACCGGCGACCCCGACACAAUCCUUUCCAAAAUCCUCGCCGGUCUCAAUGCAUACAAGAACUCGUUCGCGAAGCCCAUCAACUCCCGCUAUGACAUUGUCCUCCUCGGCGGCGCACUCGGCUCGCUCUUUUCCCUCUGCCAGGCAAUCGCAUCGCCCUUUAUUGGCACGCUCUCGGACAAAUAUGGAAGGCGUACUGCACUGCUAUGGUCCAUGGUCGGAAACAUCUUCAGCGUGGCGUUGUGGGUUGCAGCCACCGACUUCCGGACUUUCCUUGCGAGCAGGAUCGUGGGUGGACUGAGCGAGGGCAACGUGCAGCUUGCCAUGGCGAUUGCUACAGAUAUCAGCGAUGACAGCCAGAGAGGGUCAACAAUGGCGCUUGUGGGCGUCUGCUUCAGCAUCGCUUUCACGUUUGGACCCGCUCUGGGUGCAUAUCUCUCGACGCUGCAGAUCAUGGACAAGAACCCCUUUGCCAUGGCAGCGGGCUUCUCCCUGUUUCUCAUUGUCUCGGAGACAAUUUACCUAUACAUCAGCCUUCCGGAGACGCUUCCUUCGGCAAACAAGAGUGAGAAUGGGAUGGCAAAUGGAAAACUCAAGGAUGCGGACAAGCCGAAGCCUCGUAUCCGGACGAACUCGCACUUUCUUCUCAACGCCACGCAUUUUACCUUUAUCCUGUUCUUCAGCGGCAUGGAGUUCUCGCUUCCCUUUAUGACUUACGACCUGUUUGCCUAUCAAGCAAAGGAUUCGGGGCGGCUACUCGGGUUCAUUGGAUUGGUUGCAUCGCUGCUCCAGGGGUCAGUGGUGCGUCGCAUGCACCCACUUAAGGUGGUUCAGAUGGGAGUCGUCAGCUGUACCAUAGCCUUUGUUAUGCUGGGCAGAGUGCAGACUCAGGGUGCACUCUAUGGGGCAGCAGCCCUUUUGGCCGUGACGAGCGCGACGGUUGUGACUGGCUUGAACAGUCUGUCGUCUUUCGAAGCUGGUGCGGGUGAACGUGGAAACAAGCUGGGAAACCAUCGAAGUUUUGGCCAAAUUGGACGUUCUCUAGGACCCUUGGUCUUCUGCACGCUAUACUGGUGGGCAGGCCGAGAAACAGCGUACGCGACCGGAGCUGCGGGUAUGGUGGCUGUAUGUGGAUUGGUGUUUGGAGGGCUGAAGGUACCGCCCGGGACAGAAAACAUUGGCAAGAAGAAGCAGAAGACACAUCUGUCCGCCUACUACUUAAACAACAAGCACGCCCCAUCGUGUAACAAAGCGGCGGUCAGGAACAUGGACCCUACAACCACUGCUGCAGCCCUGGCUGCAGCUUCAGCUCUUGCAGCAUACGUCAAUGCAAAGUAUCACGUUGCACAGGACAUCAAUACGUUGAAGUUCAAGAGAAACUCGACAAAGUACUAUGAACAGCUUGUGAAAACAAACCGCCAAUCCCCAUGGUACACAUUUCCCCCGCAAGUAGAAAGAUACGGCGACAACUUGUGCAUCUGGUCCCGCGCCAAAUCCUACACAUGGCGACAAGUCCACGACCGCGCCGUGCAGUGGGCGAACUUCUUCCUUGCCCAGGGCGUGAAACCUGGCGAUAUGGUUGCCACCUACCUCAUGAAUAGUGCCGAUUUCAUGGUCAUCUGGCUCGGUCUCUUCUGUAUCGGCUGUGCUCCAGCCCAUUUGAACUACAACCUGAAAGACGAGGGACUAGUGCACUGCUUGAAAAUCGCUGGAGUAAAGCUUGUGCUUAUUGAUGAAGACGAAGGUUGUUCGGAGAGAUUCGAAAAUGUCAGAGCCACAGUGGAAGACAUGGGCAUCCGUGCGUUCAAGGUGGAUGAGAACAUGUUGGCAGAAGUUUAUCAGGGAAGCACUGCGGUACCAGGCGAUGAAUUCAGGGAAAAUGUGCGUGGGAGGGACCCCACAUGUUUGCUCUAUACCUCCGGAACAACCGGGCUACCAAAAGCAGGCAAGUACAUGGUCAGCCGGUUUCACGAGAGGGGAGAUCCAGACGAUCUUUCCUUCGGCCAGAAGGCUGGACCAGACGGCGACCGGUGGUAUUGCUGCAUGCCUCUGUUUCACGGAACAGGAGGAAUGCUCACUCUGAGUGCAAUCACGAGUGGCUUGAGCGUGGCCAUAGGACGCAAGUUCUCCGUCCGCACAUUCUGGGACGAUAUCCACGACUCGCAGGCUACAAUGUUUGUCUACGUUGGUGAAACAGCGCGUUAUCUACUAAUGGCGCCACCACACCCAAGAGAGAGGGAUCAUCGAUUACGGGGCAUGUAUGGCAACGGCAUGCGCCCAGAUGUCUGGCGUCGGUUUAAAGAGCGCUUCAACGUCCCAGAAGUCAUGGAAUUCUUCAACUCGACUGAAGGCGUGCUGGGUCUGGUCGUCCACAACAAGGGCCCGUUUACGGACAACGCUCUUGCUCAACACGGUGCCCUUGUCAGAGCAGCACUGCACAACAUCUACAUACCCGUAGCUGUUGAACCGGAAACUGGAGAACUGCUACGCGACCCCAAGACUGGCUUUGUCAAGCGUAAUUCGUACAAUGAAGGUGGCGAGAUUCUAGUUGCUGUACCCAGUGAGGACACAUUUGCUGGUUACCAUAAUAAUCCGAAAGCGACGGCGAAGAAGUUUGAAAGAGACGUAUUCAAGAAAGGGGACUUGUACUAUCGAUCUGGCGAUGCGCUAAGAAGAGAUGACGAUGGGAGAUGGUUCUUCAUGGAUAGGCUGGGCGACACAUUCCGUUGGAAGAGCGAAAACGUAUCGACGGCCGAAAUUGCCGAAGUGCUAGGAAAGUUCCCUGGCGUUGAUGAAGCUAUCGUAUACGGUACACUGGUUCCCGGGCAUGACGGUCGUGCUGGCUGUGUAGCUCUUCGAUUAUCCCCUGGUACUAGCCCCGAGGCAUUCGACUGGAAGGCACUACUAGAAUACGCACGAGGCAAGUUGCCAAGAUACGCAGUACCCGUAUUCCUGCGAUUGGUCAAAGAAGCAAGUAAUACGGAUAAUCAGAAGCAGAACAAGGCACCGUUGAGGAAUGAGGGUAUCGAGAUCGACAAGUACGGAAGUAAGGUUGUCGGGGGUGCCGAUGAUGUUGUCAUGUGGAUGAAGCCUGGCGAGGAUAGAUAUGUGAAAUUUACACUGGAAGAUUUGGAGGCGCUGAGAAGUGGUAAGAUUCUAUUGUAGGUAGUAGAAGGUCAAGAUAUAUACUAUAAUUGCCGGAUAUACAUCCAUAGUACCGCUAAACUAGUCUGCAUGCAUGGCAUCAUGCGUGAUUUCAAUGAUACUCUUUGUGACGCU